UCCUUGCUUAGCUUCAUUUGCAUAGCUCUGGCACAAGAUCCCGUCAGUGUAGACAUAGCCUAGGAGCAGAUCGUUUCUCAUUCUCUGCUCCUGCUUCAAGCACAGAACAAGUGAUAAGGCUAUUUCUACACUACAAUCUGUACUGCUACAGCUGGGCCGCUCUAAUUAGCUCUCCCGUGGCGCAGCUCUUUGCUUAAAGGAGAGUGGAGGCCGGGUCACCCGAAACACGCUUGGCUUUCAAGGAAACGCAAUUACACCCAGGAGGACUCCGGAGUAGCCAACAGCCGUCCAGACCGCCUGCCGCCCACCCCCGCUGUGACCUUGUUCGGUCUACACCAUAAGCGGCGCCUGGCUGUAACGUGACACUACAACCGGGCCAGCUAGUGGGGGGCGCAGGGCAGAGCGUCCCCCAUGUGCCCUGCGCAGCUGCCCCGCCCCCGUGGCUUGUGGGACAGCCUCGUUCGUCCAGAGGAGCGCGACUGUCCCUGCGGCUCCGGGGCUCAGCACCCACAUUAGAGGGAGGGGCUGCAAGUCCGGCUCGGCCGCUACUCCGGACAGCUAGCGAGACUCUCCCGGGGAUCGGCCCCAUCCAAGCCAAGCCGGGUCCAGCGGUCUAUACACUGGCUUGGACAAGCGACCGCCUCCCCUCAUCUCAUCCGCUCACCUUAUGCGCGGGGCUGGCUACGGAGGCCGGCAGGAGCUGCUUCGCUCAGAUCAGAUUCCAGCUGAGUCCCGCCUUCUCGCCCUGAUUGGCCGUGGCACCGGAGGCUCUUCCCAUCACCUGGGUGACAGGGACGCUGUUAGCAGGAAGGACUGCCCCCCCCCAGCCAGUAGAGCGUUGGCGCAUGCGAAACAGUGCCUGGGGGUCCCAGGCGAGAAGAUGAAGCGAGUAUUUACUCUAUUAGAAAAGGGUUUGCUUGGUUCUCCUGUGCAAUUCACUUGGCAGAAAACUUUAGGAAACUUCCUUGCUGUGACAGGAGCUGAUCACACUGUAAAAAUCUUUGAUCGUCAUGGGCAGAAGAGAAAUGAAAUUAACUUAUCAAGCAACUGUGUUGCUAUGGAUUGGGAUAAAGAUGGGGACAUCUUAGCCAUAAUUGCUGACAAAUCCAGUACCAUUUAUCUGUGGGAUGCCAACACAAACAAAACAAGCCAGGUGGACAGUGGCAUGAGAGACCCAAUGUCUUUCUUGCUUUGGUCCAAAGUUGGAGCCUUACUUGCUGUUGGAACAACUAAGGGAAACUUGCUUAUUUAUAACCGACAGACUUCUCGCAAGAUUCCUGUCCUUGGUAAACACACCAAGCGGAUCACUUGUGGUUGCUGGAGUACUGAAAACUUGCUGGCACUAGGUAGUGAAGACAAAAUGAUAACUAUUAGCAAUCAGGAAGGAGAUACUGUAAGACAGACAUCAGUAAGAGCAGAUCCCAGUGAUAUGCAGUUCUCAGUGAUGAAGACUGAUGAAAGGAUAUCAACCAGGGAAAGCACAAUAAGUGUGGUGGUUGGCAAAAAAACAUUGUUUCUUUUUAAUUUGAAUGAUCCUGAUAACCCAAUUGAUCUGGAAUUCCAGCAGCGCUAUGGCAACAUUGUAACCUAUAGAUGGUACGGUGAUGGCUACAUCAUGAUUGGCUUCUCACGUGGGUGCUUUGUUGUUAUUUCUACACACAUUCGUGAGAUUGGUCAAGAGAUUUUUCAAGCUCGCAAUCAUAAGGACAACCUAAUGAGUAUUGCAAUAUCACAAUCACUAAACAAAGCUGCAUCAUGUGGAGACAACUGCAUUAAGAUCCAUGACCUGUCAGAACUGAAGGAAAUGUAUGCUAUAAUAAACCUGGAUGAUGAAAAUAAAGGCCUUGAUCACCUGGCUUGGACAGAUGAUGGGCAGUUGUUGGCAGUAUCUACACAAAGAGGCUCACUCCAUGUCUUCUUGACAAAGCUUCCAAUCCUUGGAGACACUUGCAGCACACGUGUUGCAUACCUCACUUCUCUUCUUGAAGUUACUGUGGUCAAUCAUGUUGAAAAAGAGCUACCAAUCACAGUUUCUGUUGAAGUGGAGCCAAACUUUGUUGCUGUAGGUCUUUAUCAUUUGGCUGUAGGAAUGAACAAUCGUGCUUGGUUUUAUGCACUUGGAGAGAAUAGUGUAAAAAAGCUUAAAGACAUGGAGUAUCUGGGGACAGUAGCCAGCAUGUCUCUCAAUUCUGACUAUGCCGCUGCACUUUUUGAGGGUAAAGUCCAGUUGCAUAUGAUAGAAGGUGAUGGUUUGGAUGCUCAGGAAGAACGAGAGACUCGACUUUUCCCAACUGUGGAUGAUAAAUGUCGAAUCUUGUGCCAUGCUCUUACUGGUGAUUUCCUCAUCUAUGGUACAGAUACAGGUAUUAUUCAGUAUUUCUACAUUGAAGACUGGCAAUAUGUGAAUGAAUAUCGGCAUCCUGUCAGUGUCAGAAAAAUCUUUCCAGACUCCAGUGGAACCAGAUUGGUUUUCAUUGAUGACAAAAGUGAAGGCUUUCUGUAUUGCCCAGUAAAUGAUGGUGUUCAUGAGAUCCCAAAUUUUCCACCAACUAUUAAAGGCAUCCUGUGGGAAAAUUGGCCAAUAGAUAAAGAUGUAUUUGCUGCUUAUGAUGAUGAUAAAGUGUAUACUUAUGUCUUCCAUAAGGAUACCAUACAAGGGUGUAAGGUUAUUUUGGCAGGUGGCACCAAGGUUCCCUUUUCCCAUAAACCAUUGCUUUUGUAUAAUGGAGAAUUAACCUGUCAGACUCAGAGUGGGAAAACAAACAAUAUCUAUCUUAGUACUCAUAGUUUCCUUGGCAAUUUGAAAGACACUGGAUUUAAUGAGCUGAAAAAAAUACUUACUCAGACUUUAAUGUUGAAAAGGUUUUCUGAAGCAUGGGAGUUAUGCAAACGUCUGAAUGAUCAAUCUAGUUGGAAUGAGCUUGCCAGAGCUUGCCUGCAUCACAUGGAAUUGGAGUUUGCAGUACGUGUUUAUCGGACAAUUGCAAAUGUUGGUAUGGUGAUGUCACUAGAGCAAAUAAAGAGAAUAGAAGACCACAACCUUUUAGCAGGACAUCUUGCCAUGUUUACCAAUGACUUUAAUCUGGCUCAGGAUUUAUAUCUGGCAUCCACCUGUCCUGUUGCUGCACUUGAGAUGAGAAGAGAUUUACAGCAUUGGGACAGUGCACUACAGCUAGCUAAGCGAUUGGCCCCGGACCAGAUCUCAUUCAUCUCGAAGGAGUAUGCUAUGCAGCUUGAAUUCACGGGUGAUUAUGUAAAUGCUUUGGCACACUAUGAGAAGGGAAUCACAGGUGACAAUAAGUACCAGGAACAUGAUGAAGCUUGUCUAGCUGGAGUGGCUCAGAUGUCCAUUCGAAUGGGAGACAUUCGUAGAGGGGUUAAUCAAGCCAUUAAACAUCCUAGCAGGCUGCUAAAGAGAGACUGUGGAGCCAUUCUGGAGAGUAUGAAGCAAUUUUCAGAAGCUGCCCAGCUAUAUGAAAAAGGCCAAUAUUACGACAAGGCUGCUUCAGUAUAUAUUCGCUGUAAAAACUGGGCAAAGGUUGGUGAGCUUCUCCCUUGUGUAUCAUCUCCAAAGAUCCACCUGCAGUAUGCUAAAGCAAAAGAAGCAGAUGGCAGAUACAAGGAAGCAGUUGUGGCUUACGAGAAUGCCAAACAGUGGGACAAUGUAAUCCGGCUAUAUUUGGAUCAUCUUAACAAUCCUGAAAAAGCUGUUAGUAUUGUCAGGGAAACACAGUCUCUUGAUGGAGCCAAGAUGGUAGCCAGAUUCUUUCUGCAGUUGGGUGACUAUGGUUCUGCCAUCCAGUUUCUGGUCAUGUCCAAGUGUAAUAAUGAAGCUUUCACACUAGCUCAACAGCACAAUAAGAUGGAGAUUUAUGCUGACAUCAUUGGUUCUGAGAAUACUACCAAUGAAGACUAUCAGAGUAUUGCACUAUACUUUGAAGGAGAAAAAAAACAUUUUCAGGCUGGCAAAUUCUUUUUGUUGUGCGGUCAGUAUGCUCGGGCACUAAAACAUUUUCUGAAAAGUCCAAGCACAGAAGAUAACAUGGCUAUAGAAAUGGCAAUUGAAACAGUCGGGCAAGCAAAAGAUGAAGCGCUAACCAAUCAGCUGAUAGACUACCUUAUGGGAGAGAGUGAUGGCAUGCCCAAGGACGCCAAGUUUCUGUUCCGCUUGUACAUGGCACUAAAGCAAUACAGAGAAGCUGCCCGAACUGCCAUAAUAAUUGCCAGGGAGGAGCAGACUGCAGGAAACUACCGAAAUGCACAUGAUGUCCUUUUCAGUAUGUAUUCAGAACUAAAAACCCAGAAAAUUAAAAUUCCUUCCGAGAUGGCUACAAAUCUUAUGAUUCUACACAGCUAUAUUUUAGUAAAGACUCAUGUUAAACGUGGAGAUCACAUGAAGGGUGCACGCAUGCUUAUUCGUGUAGCCAACAACAUCAGCAAGUUUCCAUCACACAUUGUCCCAAUCCUGACAUCAACAGUGAUUGAGUGCCAUAGAGCAGGCUUGAAAAAUUCAGCUUUCAGUUUUGCCGCUAUGUUGAUGAGACCUGAGUACCGCAAUAAAAUAGAUCUUAAAUACAAAAAGAAGAUUGAAGCAAUGGUCAGACGGCCGGACACAUCUGAGGCAGAAGAACCAACUACUCCAUGCCCAUAUUGUGAAUUCUUGCUUCCAGAGUGUGAACUCCUCUGUCCUGGAUGUAAAAACAGUCUUCCAUACUGCAUUGCAACUGGUCGGCAUAUGGUAAAAAGUGACUGGACGGUGUGCCCACAUUGUGACUUCCCUGCCCUGCACUCAGAGUUCAAAAUCAUGUUGCAGAGUGAAAAUGUAUGUCCAAUGUGCUCUGAAAGAGUUAGCAUUGUCCACCUUAAGAAGAUAGGUGACUGCACACCAUACCUCAACCCAGAAGAAAUGGAACAAUGAAUUUAUUCGAGUGCGUCAGCCACUUUCAGAACAAAUCCUUAAGAAGAGAUGCAAGAAAUGAGCCAAGAUACAGCAAGUAGCUUAAAUGAAAACUGAUGGCUUACAAUGCUCAGUGUUCAAAGGAAGCAACCACCUCCUUGUCAUUUGCUGCCAUUAAUUCACUUCUUGCUCUGUUCUACAGUAAAUACUGGUUUGGGUAAACAUUUUGGAUCCAGUAGGUGUCACUAUUUUCAAGUACCAGAAUGGACUUUUUAGGAGGGAAAGUUUAGCUAAAAUAUACACAUUGGUUUGUAAUUCAGGUGGCUAAAGCUUAAUACUGUUCAGAUGGCAACUAUUAUGUGAGUAAUUAGUGCAUUGUACCAACAGCCCUGCAGAUUGACACAGUGGCUAUUAAGCAUUUUUCAAAAGAAAUUAUCACUAUAUGAUGUAGAUGUAGGAUUGAUGUUUAGAUAGUUAGAGAAGCUAUUAUAAAACUGAACUUCUUUCAUAAUGUUAAUUGCCCAUUAGAAGAUAAUUUACAUUAUAUUGACAAGCAAUUAAUGUUUUAAUGCGCAGAAAAUAGGCAGCUGUACCAAGCUGAAUCUGCUUUGAAGACUGAGUAAUUUGAGUCCUGAGAAGUGUUGUGGCAUUGAGGAAGCUUCUUACUGGUUUGGUAGAUUUCCCUCCCUUCCCCAACAAUUUAAUACUGGAGCAAUUGUCAAUUUUGGUGUCUUUGGAUAAAUUUAAUAUUUAAUUUUUGUACUUAAAGCAGAAUAAAUCAAAUUUUACCCCAUGUUUAUCUGAAAUUCU
This is a messenger RNA of Pelodiscus sinensis (Chinese soft-shelled turtle), 5707 nucleotides long. It is a transcript of the gene WDR19, whose product is annotated as WD repeat domain 19. Gene Ontology annotation, cellular component: intraciliary transport particle A; cilium. The record is from RefSeq and is a predicted model, not a curated record. Lineage: Eukaryota; Metazoa; Chordata; Testudines; Trionychidae. Gene Ontology annotation, biological process: cilium assembly; intraciliary retrograde transport. Gene Ontology annotation, molecular function: protein binding.